AUGGCAAAGUUCAUUCCUAAAAUAAAAGAAACAAAACAAAGAGAGAACGGCAACAAAGAAAACAGCAACACAGAAAACAGCAACAAACGCAACAGCAACACAGAAAAAAGCAACAAAAUAACAGCAACACACAAAGAACAAUAUCACAGCAAACAACAACAAAGCAAACAACAACACAGAGAACAGCAACAAAGAAAACAGCAACACAGAGAACAACAACACAGAAAACAGCAACACAGAGAACAGGAACAGCAACACAGAGAACAGCAACACAGAAAACAACAACACAGAGAACAGCAACACAGAGAACUGCAACACAGAAAACAGCAACAAAGAAAACAGCAACACAGAGAACAGCAACAAAGAAAACAACAACACAGAGAACAGCAACACAGAGAACUGCAACACAGAAAACAACAACACAGAGAACAGCAACACAGAGAACAGCAACACAGAGAACAGCAACACAGAGAACAGCAACACAGAGAACAGCAACACAGAGAACAGCAACACAGAAAACAGCAACAAAGAAAACAGCAACACAGAGAACAGCAACAAAGAAAACAAGAACAGCAACACAGAGAACAGCAACACAGAGAACAGCAACACAGAGAACAGCAACACAGAGAACAGCAACACAGAAAACAGCAACAAAGAAAACAGCAACACAGAGAACAGCAACAAAGAAAACAGCAACACAGAAAAACAGCAACAAAGAAAACAGCAACACAGAAAACUGAAACACAGAGCAAAGAAAUAUAG
Messenger RNA from Mya arenaria, 762 nucleotides. Its product is annotated as putative cyclin-dependent serine/threonine-protein kinase DDB_G0272797/DDB_G0274007. The record is from RefSeq and is a predicted model, not a curated record. Lineage: Eukaryota; Metazoa; Mollusca; Bivalvia; Myida; Myidae.